AUGCCCAAAGAUCAGAACAUCCUUCACCGGAUGACAUUACCCUUCCCGCCAAAUAUAAGCGUUGACGAGUUGUUGGAAAAAUCUCGAAGCAAUAAUUCCCGACCUGGAAAGGUACCAAACUGUUUCCUAAUCUAUAGGUUGGUUUGGGUGGAACAAAUGAAACGAGUUGGAAUAAAGUUAGAUUUGUCAGAAAUUUCUAACUUUGUCGGACAUAAAUGGAAAUGUGAACGAAAAGAGGUAACAGAUUAUUAUAGGAAAUUAUCUUCCGACGCCAAAACGAAAUUUCGAACAAAUUCCAAACCACGAUUUAUAUUUCAUAACAAAUGUGAGUUGAAUAACGCCGAGCAACCUCAAGACGAUGCUUCUACAGAUUCACUUCAAACGCCAGAAGGUGCUUCGCCUGGUGCGAGUUAUUUACACUUUCCCAUGGAUAUUAACCAAUCCAUUUCCGAUCAGGAUCCCACCAUGGAUUACUUUGCGGGUCUGACAAAUGGAAUGUCAUUUGAAGCGGAUCCUUCCAUGCAUCAAGGUUGCAGCCUUAAGGAGAGCAUCAAUGAGAUGCUGCGGUUAAUUUUCGCCAUCACUCCGGAAACCUAUAGCAAAUUACAUAAUAUGAAAGGUGUGAUCACUUCUGAAGAAUUGGAGAGAAUUAAAUUUGUUCUUGAAUAUAAUCGAUCGAUGAUCUCUGAACAAUCAAAAAGUUCAUCCAAAUGUACCUUGCUUAAUCACAUGUCUGCAAUUAAAGCGAGGAUGAAUCAAUUGGAAUACGCCACCUCCGAUGCUUUCAUUGACAUUAAAAAUAAUUUUAAUGAUUCUCAAAUGAGUUUUGGAUUUGAUCCAACCAGAGAAAUGUAUGAGUCAACUCCGCAGGACUUGGUUUUCAAUGCCGAAGGAAACGUUGACAGAUUUACACAAUCUGAAGUUUUGCAUCAACAAGCGUUAUUUACGCCAACUCCUUCCGAACACUUUGACUUUACGGACUCUCAAUUUAAUCAUAAUUAUCCCUUAUUAUUCAGAUCAAACCUUCGUCCAACUUAUCCACCUCAAAUAACAAUUCAAGAGAUCAUUGAAUUCAUAUCAUCGACAGUUCCUAGACGAUCAUUUCAACCAACUAACGCAUUUAAGGUAUAUCGUAUAGCAACUAUUCUUCAAAUGCGAACCAAUAACAAUGAUUUGAUGAUCCUUUCUGGAAGUUUAGUUUCAACAAAUUAUUCAAUGGAAUCUCUUGAAGUCAAACGAACUUAUCAAAGGUUAGCUUUAGAAGUGAAUAAUGAAUUGAUAACUAGGCAAAUUCAUGCAUGA
Funneliformis caledonium is the source of this 1302-nucleotide messenger RNA. NCBI's taxonomy places the organism in Eukaryota, Fungi, Glomeromycota, Glomeromycetes, Glomerales, Glomeraceae. The record is from the annotation of a GenBank genome assembly.